This is a messenger RNA of Nannizzia gypsea CBS 118893, 714 nucleotides long. RefSeq lists its product as hypothetical. The transcript is spliced from 3 exons. The record is from RefSeq and is a predicted model, not a curated record. Bases 1 to 714 code for a protein of 237 amino acids. Lineage: Eukaryota; Fungi; Ascomycota; Eurotiomycetes; Onygenales; Arthrodermataceae.
AUGGCCCCAAGAAAGGCCAGAGCCUCUAAGAAGGCCAAAGUGGUAGAGACACCAGAGCCCAGCAUAGAAGCUGGAGCAGAGACAAGCUUGGCUGAGGUAGAAGCCGUUGGCCGCCCACGAAGAGUGGGUUGUCUGAUGCUGUUUGUCGGCAACCACGAAGACAAGGGAGAAGAUGUCGACUACUGGCGUGUACGGCUAGGUUGGGCAGGAGACGAAGAGCCCCGUGAUAUCUACCACCGUUACGAGGCGGUUGGAGACCCCACACAAGCCGGAGAGGAUGCGCAACUCCCUCCCCUCCGGUUUGUGUGGGUGUUUGAGACAGGAGAAUGGGUUGACAAGGCAGUAAUGCUGCGAGAGAGGGCACAGAAGGCGCAGAAGGAAGAGGAAGAACGGCAGGCAGCGAGCCUCGCAGCUAGUGCAGAAGCAAAGACAGGCCGUGGAGGGUAUCGCCGAGCACGAGCUCAACCUGUUGCCUCUGAUGCAGCUCCUGAUGCAGGCCAUCAGGAUGCUGCUAAAAGGGUAGAUGCUGAAGGGAGAGCGGAAGGGGAAGAUGGUGCUGGUCACCAACCGCCGUCUGAACCUGAGGUGAAGAAGAGAGGUAGGAAACCGGUAGCAGCAAAGGCAGCUCCCAAACGUAAAAGGGGCCAGGACGAUGGCAAUGAACAGGCCAAGGAGCCUGCGGCGAAGCGAAGGAUUAAGACAACUCAAGCAUGA